This is a messenger RNA of Giardia duodenalis, 1233 nucleotides long. RefSeq names its product VSP. Bases 1 to 1233 code for a protein of 410 amino acids. The record is from RefSeq and is a predicted model, not a curated record. The transcript has a single exon. NCBI's taxonomy places the organism in Eukaryota, Fornicata, Diplomonadida, Hexamitidae.
AUGUUGGCAGUAAUUCUUUUAGUGUGCACAACGGUUCUAGCAGGAAUCGGCCCGAAAACGGCCUGUGACCCACCGAUACCCGGCUGUAGCACGUGCGCAACGCCUCCUGGGGGCGAGCAGACAUGCACGGGCUGUGCGACGGUCGGACAGAAGGUCCAGCCGAACGGAAAGGGCUGCAUAGCGAAGUGCCCCGAUAACGCAAACGAGGCAGGAGGAAUCUGCACGUGCACGGAGACGUACCAGCCGUCAGAGGACGGGCUCACGUGUGUUCCGAAGGCAGGGGCCUGCAAUACUCCCAACUGCAAGGCCUGUGAUAACCCGAAGACUGACAGAGAGGUCUGCACUGAAUGUAAUGACAACAAUUAUCUCACUCCAACAAACCAGUGCAUACCUGACUGCACGACCAUCAGCGGAUACUAUGGAGAUACUGACAGGAAGUGUAAGGCAUGCAGCCCUGAGUGCGCUGAGUGCGUUGGGCCAGCCAACAAUCAGUGUAGUGCUUGUCCUGCUGGCAAGGCAUUAAUAUACAAAAGUAGUGAUCCUGUGCAAGGGGGCACCUGCGGGGAUGCGUGUACGGCGGACAAGAACGGAUGUAAGGUCUGUGGGGCAAGGAUCGGCGGGACAGACUACUGCUCCCAGUGCUCAGUGGAUAAUCAGGCUCCUCUGAACGGGGUCUGUACAACAAGUAACGCACGAGUAGCUUUCUGUACUGAAAUGAAUAAUGGAGCAUGUACCAAAUGCGCCGCUAACUACUUCCUCAAGGAAGGCGGCUGCUAUGAAACUACCAAGCAGCCAGGCAAACAGAUAUGCACAUUAGCUGAUAGCAGGGGUAAGUGCGAAACAUGUGCUAAUAGUCUUCGGCCCAAUGAUGGAGCAUGCCCCUCGUGUCAUUCAACCUGUAAUACAUGUUCAGCUGCAGAUAGCUCUGACCAGUGUACGUCAUGCGCAGCUGGGUACUAUAUGGUCGGAUCAGCAGCUGGACCAUGCACUUCGUGUGACAGCAACAGUGGAAGUGUCAAGGGAGUUGCUGGCUGCAUGAGCUGCGCUCCUCCAUCGUCUAGUACUGGCUCCGUUCUCUGCUACCUCAUGAACGGUGACAGUGCCGGUGGUAGCACGAACAAGAGCGGGCUCUCCACUGGCGCCAUCGCGGGGAUCUCCGUCGCAGUCAUCGUCGUUGUGGGGGGUCUCGUGGGCUUCCUCUGCUGGUGGUUCCUCUGCAGGGGGAAGGCGUAG